This is a messenger RNA of Siniperca chuatsi (mandarin fish), 1093 nucleotides long. RefSeq lists its product as uncharacterized. The transcript has 2 exons. Bases 111 to 554 code for a protein of 147 amino acids. The record is from RefSeq and is a predicted model, not a curated record. NCBI's taxonomy places the organism in Eukaryota, Metazoa, Chordata, Actinopteri, Centrarchiformes, Sinipercidae.
UGGAAUGCACUUCCACUCAUGCACAGUAACGUCUGUUGACAACAUACCUGACCUCCUGUGGGAAGUGGCACUUUUUAUUACAUCCCUGAGAGCUGUAACAAGCAGACAACAUGAAGCCCAAAUCUCUUACAUCAAGGUUGUUUGACAGAAAUCCAGCAGCAGCAGAGACUCUGAACAUACGAGCAGCGAAAUAUCAACGGCAUGUGGACUGUGCAGAUCACCAAGAGAGUCUCUAUCACUCUGGCCACAAUAAUCAGCCAGUGGGGGACAACGGCAGACAAAAUGAGAAGUGCCACAGAGAAAUUCAUUUUGCAUUUCUGCCGGAGAGGUAUGAGCCGCUGAUGGAUGAUGAGGCACAAGUCAAGGCGAAAGAAGAGAAGAAGAAAAGGAAAGAAAUGUACAAAAAAGUAAAGAAGAAUGUUGGCAAGGCACUGCGCUCCACCUGGAAGUGUCUAAUGCUUGGUCUGUACAAUUUUGCCCUCGGCUACUCUACCCCGAUCACAGUGGCCGCUAAUUUUGUGCCUGACUUUCACCCAGGCAGAAACACGACCUGAGCUGAGCCACGUGCAUCUCCUCCAGUUUCUUUGCAAACUGUACUGUACAUACCAUGUAAACCAAUUGACAUUGACCAAAGACUUUUAAUAUGUUUAUAAUGAAUGUGUAUUUGAAAUUCCAUUUUUAUAUUUGUUUCCGCAAAUUGUAAUCAAAAUAUGCUUAUUGUGCUGUAGGCAACUAAUUGUUAAAGUUAUGCCUUUGUAAAAUAGUCCUUUUUCACAGCAGACAUUUUGACUCAUCAAAGAAGGAAAAGCACAGGUGUUACUUCUAACACUGAUGAUGGCUCUGUUCCAAUCAACUGCCCCAGCCAUCAUUCAUUUCGUUAUUUACACCUUUGUGUUUCCUACAGUGAGAUGUUGUUGAUCUUAUUAAUUGAAUUUGAAAUCCUAAUGUCCAGCUGUCCAUGCUUUCUUUAUGUAUGUAUGUACUCCUUAAAGUACACCUCAAAAUCAAAAAUACGUAUUUUUCCUCUUACCUGUAGUGCUAUUUAUCCAUCUAGAUUGUUUUGAUGCGAGUUGCCGAGUUUUGGAGAUAUCGG